Messenger RNA from Misgurnus anguillicaudatus (oriental weatherfish), 3175 nucleotides. RefSeq names its product casein kinase 1, alpha 1 (gene csnk1a1). Gene Ontology annotation, biological process: protein phosphorylation. The record is from RefSeq and is a predicted model, not a curated record. Gene Ontology annotation, molecular function: protein kinase activity; ATP binding. Lineage: Eukaryota; Metazoa; Chordata; Actinopteri; Cypriniformes; Cobitidae.
CGGCGGCGCGCUUUAGCGCGGUCUCGCUCCUGUGCUCAGUUCAGCAGAUUCUGUUCAUCCCGAGACGGACAACAAGAUGGCGAACUGAGUGGGUUGCGCUUUGAAAAGAAAGCAGCGACUCACCAGAUUUCAACUUUAAAUCGUCGAUUGUCUAGAUGUAUGGUCGAAUAAGUGGACACAUACAUCGUUAAGAAGAAAAAUCGCCUCUCAGAGCGAGGUGAUUUGAUGAGAGCGUCGAGGACAUCGACUCAUCCGUGUCCUUUAAGGCUAAGCUGCUAGUCAGCUAUUCGGGGAACUGUUGAAGAGAAAAAAGAGCCACAUCCUCAGGGGAAUCUGCCUUGUUUUUUACUUAAAUGCCAAGGCAUCGAAUCUCCUAUUCAGGCCGAUGUCCGUUAUCAUCUUAGUUUCGUCGUUGUGAGUUCUUAAGGACACAGCUAGCGAAGAAGAUACAUUUUAAGCUAGCUAGCAUUGUUUCUACGGGACUGAAUCGUCAAGUGAGAGAAAAAAACUCAAACCUCACCCUUUCACUCAGUUUCAGAGUAUUUCUCGGAAUUUUAGGACAUGGCCAGCAGCAGUGGCUCUAAAGCCGAAUUUAUUGUCGGUGGAAAAUACAAGCUUGUUCGGAAAAUCGGAUCUGGAUCCUUUGGUGACAUUUAUUUGGCAAUCAACAUCACAAAUGGAGAGGAGGUAGCUGUGAAAUUGGAGUCACAGAAAGCCAGACAUCCUCAACUUCUCUAUGAAAGCAAGUUGUACAAAAUUCUCCAAGGAGGAGUCGGGAUCCCACAUAUCAGGUGGUAUGGCCAAGAAAAGGACUAUAAUGUCCUAGUGAUGGAUCUGUUGGGCCCAAGCCUGGAGGAUCUCUUUAACUUCUGUUCUCGCAGAUUCACAAUGAAAACUGUUCUAAUGCUUGCAGAUCAGAUGAUCAGCAGAAUUGAGUAUGUGCACACAAAAAACUUCAUCCACAGAGAUAUCAAGCCAGACAACUUUUUAAUGGGUAUUGGCCGUCACUGUAAUAAGUGUUUAGAAUCUCCAGUGGGGAAGAGGAAAAGAAGCUUGGCUGUUAGUUCUUCUCAGGACCCAUCUUUCUCAGGAUUAAACCAGUUGUUCCUCAUUGACUUCGGUCUGGCCAAGAAAUACCGAGACAACAGGACACGACAGCACAUACCCUACAGAGAAGACAAAAAUCUCACAGGCACAGCUCGCUAUGCCAGCAUCAACGCACACUUGGGAAUUGAGCAGAGUCGUCGAGAUGACAUGGAAUCACUAGGAUAUGUGCUGAUGUACUUUAACAGAACCAGCCUUCCAUGGCAGGGACUGAAGGCUGCGACAAAGAAACAGAAGUAUGAAAAGAUUAGUGAGAAAAAGAUGUCGACCCCUGUCGAGGUGUUGUGUAAGGGGUUCCCAGCAGAGUUUGCCAUGUACCUGAACUACUGUCGUGGGUUGCGGUUUGAAGAGGCACCUGACUACAUGUACUUGCGUCAGCUUUUCCGCAUUCUCUUCAGGACUCUGAACCACCAGUAUGACUACACAUUUGACUGGACCAUGCUGAAGCAGAAAGCAGCACAGCAGGCAGCCUCCUCAGGGGGACAGGGGCAACAGGCACAAACCCCCACAGGCAAGCAAACUGACAAACCCAAGAGUAACAUGAAAGGUUUCUAACCAUUAAGACAAUGUAAUGAAGCAGAGCAGAGUUGGCCGUAGCAGGAUUUGCCUUCCAAUCACAUCCCGGCAUCUAGGAUCAAAUUCACCAGAACCUGCCAGGCACUGUGGGCAACCUUUUUCCUGUUAAAGAACUUUUGUUCCAUAUACUAUAUAUGUAAUCGGUAUAUAUAGAUAAGAUGCAUUGCAUAUAUCUAUAUAUUGGUAUGUAUAUACUAUAUCCACACAGAGAGCAGGCUUGGUUUGGAGUUGGAAGCUGUAGCCUUUUCUAUCGUCCUGUUCCUUAAGACUUUAUACCCCUCCUUCUUUGAAACUGAAAACUAUAGAAAAAGGUCGACUCACUGGGGAUAUAUUUGUGCGCGUGCCGAUAUUUUCCCCGAGUUUUCUCCUUCAAGAAAGCUGAUGUGAGGGGUCCUUCCUCAAUUCUUGGUUGCCCAUAAGAGCUGUUUCGUCCCCUUACCCCUUUCAUCUUCCUAUCGUCACCGAGAGUGGCGUGAACCCAGACAUUCUUCUUUCCGAACGGAGACAUCUGAGACACAUUUUCGUCCUUCAGUUAUUUUUGUCAAGCAAAGUGAGACCUAUUACAUUGAAUCUGUUGUAUUAAAUGUGUCCAAGUAAUUAAAAGGCAAACAUUGGAUUUGUUUUUUUUUCUCUUUUCUAAAAGGUGAUUACAGUUCUGCCUGCUGAUAUGUGCUAGAAAGCUUCUAAUGUGAAGAUUAAAAAACAUUCUAGUGACUACUAGGUUUCUAUUUAGAGCGCUGCAUUAACUAUAUUGUACUUGGUAUUCUGAAGUCUAAAAAAUAAAUAAAAGAAUAAACUCCACCAAAGCAUAUUCAUUAUAAAUUAGGCAUCACUUGACUAAACAUGUAUGUUAAUUGCUUAGAAAACAAUUGUAUGCAUCUAUGAUCUGGGUUUUUCACUUUGAAAAUGUUCAUGUUGAUUUGAAAAGGUAACCAUUCGUAAGAAUAACAUGCUAUGAUAGCCUCCAUGUCCUGUCUUGAGAAAAAUGUGCUCACUCCACCCUUCCCGUUACCAUUUUAUAUGCAUAUAUCUUUUUUUUUUUUUAAUCAGAAAAGUAUACUUUUUCAGUUUUAUAGAGUUGUCUUUCCCUUGUAUUGAAUUGAACAAUAAUUUUGGGGAAGGGUUUUUUGUUGCUUCUUCCUGUGGUGAAGCAGAUCCUCUUGUAAAAUAUCUCUGGGACUUUCUCUCUGCAACAGUUUUUGCUGCUGUUUAGUGGCGAUCUUUUGCUUAUUUCCUUUUUUUUAAUGCAAAAGUGUUGGAGGGUUUCUUUUCUAUUUAGUUUUGGGUCUUGUGAGGCAAAAGCAGUUUUGUUUGUUUGUUUUGUUUGUUUGUUUCCUCAGCCUUUAGCCACGACAAAUGCACAGAAGUUACUUGGCUUUCUUACCUCCAAACUGUCCCCAGAACCAGCUACGAGUACUUGUAAGCUGGCCGUUCUAUAAAAGUGUAAUUUAUGCCCUUUUAGCAUGUCAGAAUAAAUUAAAAUGACUUCUCAUAA